GCUACUGAAGGUGUAAGGAGCAGAGGUAAGAAUAUAUGUGCUAGGUCACCUAGCCUGGGGACACCCCAGACCACACGGAAACCUCGGUCCAGGCUGUGGAGCACCUCAUCCUGUGAGCACCCACACUCCCUUCUGUAGAAGCAGCACAGGCAGAAACCGAGUUAAUCUUCAGCAAAUGAACAGUGAAAACUCUUGCCCCAUCAGGCUUCUCGGGGCCACCAUGCAAAUACCAAGCAAGCAUGACAUUCUGCAGAGGGCAAGCUACAUGUAAACGUUAACACUCAUACCUUGGACACGGAAAGCAGAUUUCUACCCCAGAGCCUGUGACCCCCUUCUCGGAGUUGAUGCACCAAGGGGUCCUUAUUGAGCCUUCCCUGAGGACCAUCGUUGUGGACCUGUCAGAUGGGCUCCUGGAAUGUGGCCUACCAACAUCGCACAGGCUGCCGGGAGAGGGGCAGAGGCAGCCAACCUGUAGAUGGCCUUCCUCAUGCUUAUCAGGCUCACCCCUCACCCUCUCCACGUAUGUCAAGUCCUUACAGAAAUCUCAGCCUCCAAGUCCUCUCUUGGACUCUGCGCCCUUCACUUUCUAUUCUUUCACCCCGAGGCAAUGGCCUCUCACACACUGUGCCUUGAACGGCACCUCUUGAGCGUGUCCUUUCUUCCUAAAUAAGUCUGCUGUGCUUUUCAUGGAUGCAGCCUGAAAUUCUUUUCCUGUGACAUAAAUUACUGAACCUACAGCCUACUCCCUGGGUGGGGUAAUCUGAGGUCACCCUCUCUUCUUAGGGGGGAGAGCUUGGACCUCAUUUGACAAGAUGUUUGGUCAUUAUGUGGCUUUCCUCACUGUAAGAGCGUAAAAUAUUAUUUUGUGAAAUACUAUGUUUUGGAUUUACUUCAGAAUAAUGCAGGUGGUGUUGGGAUACUAAAGUUACAAAAACAAAACAAACUCUUUGUACAAGGGAAAAAAGAUCGGCACCAGAUAUGGUGUACACAUCCAUAGUGCCAGCACUCAUAAGAGGCUGAGGCAGGAUCUUCAAUUUAAAUACAACCUUAACAAUGUAGCAACUUGGUGAAAACAUGUUCAGAACUAAAAAGUUAAAAAGGGCUGAGAACGCAGCUCACUGCAAAGGCCCUGGGUUCUACCCCCAGUUGGGGGCAGGGUGGAAAGUGGAUGCAGAGCAGAGGCCUGGGCCUUCCAGUACGGGCCUGUGGUUGCUGCCUCAGCCUCAAGCCAGCCAGGUCCCGGCCCCACCCCACACCGCUCCUCCCUCCUGGCCUCGCAGUCCCCUCCCAAGCUCCAGUCCUCCCGCCUCGGGCACCUGCAGCGCCGCAGCAGGAGUGGGGCUCAGGGCGCCAUGGCUGCUGCCUACCCCAAGGCCCCCACAGCUUGGCGCCUGGCCUGGGGGUGCUGGUCUGCGUUCUGGGACUACGAGACGCCCAAAGUGAUCGUGGUGCGCAACCGGCGCCUGGGGGUCGUGUACCGCACGGUGCAGCUGCUCAUCCUGCUCUACUUUGUGUGAAGAGCUACCAGGACAGCGAGACAGGCCCCGAGAGCUCCGUCAUCACCAAGGUUAAGGGGAUCACAGAGUCUGAGCACAAAGUGUGGGAUGUGGAGGAAUACGUGAAGCCCCCUGAGGGGGGCAGCGUGUUCAGCAUCAUCACCAGGAUUGAGGUCACCCCUUUCCAGGCCCUGGGUGCCUGCCCAGAGAGCAUAAGGGUCCCCAAUGCCACCUGCCACUCGGAUGCUGACUGCACACCUGGGGAGCUGGAGAUGCUGGGCAAUGGGGCACGGACAGGGCGCUGCGUGCCCUACUACCAUGGGGCCACCAAGACCUGUGAGGUGUCCGGCUGGUGCCCGGUGGAGGACGGGGCCUCAGCCAGCCACUUCCUGGGUAAAAUGGCCCCAAACUUCACCAUCCUCAUCAAGAACAGCAUUCACUACCCCAAGUUCCAGUUUUCCAAGGGCAACAUUGCGCACCGGGAGGAUGACUACCUGAAGCGCUGCACCUUUGACCAGGGUUCCAACCCCUACUGCCCCAUCUUCCGGCUGGGCUUCAUAGUGGAGCAGGCGGGGGAAAACUUCACAGAGCUGGCACACAGGGGCGGCGUCCUCGGGGUCAUCAUCAACUGGGACUGUGACUUGGACCUGCCUGCGUCCCAGUGCAACCCCAAGUACUCCUUCCGGAGGCUCGACCCCAAGCACAUCCCUGCCUCCACCGGCUACAACUUCAGGUUUGCCAAGUACUACAACACGAACAGCACCACCACCCGCACGCUCAUUAAGGCCUAUGGGAUUCGCAUCGAUGUCAUCGUGCAUGGUCAGGCAGGAAAGUUCAGUCUGAUUCCCACCAUCAUCAACCUGGCCACUGCUCUGACCUCCAUCGGGGUGGGCUCCUUCCUGUGCGACUGGAUCUUGCUAACAUUCAUGAACAAAAACAAGGUCUACAGCCAUAAGAAAUUUGACAAGAUAGUGGACGCCCCUGAUCAACAUACAGGACAAGGGCUCCCCACCUCUGAGUCUCCCCAUCAGGACUCCACACCCACGGACCCCAAAGGUUUGGCCCAGCUCUGAGCUUCCGGUCCUGACUGUGCUGCAGACCUGGGCCCCAAAGUUCCUGCCUGGCUGCUCUGGCACACCCUAUAGCCAUAUCUUGAUGCCCCUGGAGGCCAGGGGUGGGAGCCCUGAACAGAGGGAACCCUUCCCUCAGCCGAGGUCUGCAAGGGCAGGCAGGUCCCUGCCAACUCAAGUCCUCCUGACACACCCUGGGUGAUACUACAUCACAGCUGAGUUCUGAGGGGCUUCCCCCCACCUCCACCUCAACAACCUUUUAACUUUGCCCAAACCCUUCCCUUGGAAGCCACAGCAUGCUGAACCCAAUAAAAGUGAGCUGGAAAGCCCCUGGCCUCAUUCUUGGGGGAAACCAGUGAGCCCAAGCGACCCAUAUGGGACAGCCAUCCCUAUCCAAGGUGCUGCUGGCUGCAUUGUCCCUUGGCUGGGUGACCUCCCUUGCCAGCCAAGGGCAGAGUACAGGGCACC
Molecule: messenger RNA, 3034 nt
Organism: Heterocephalus glaber (naked mole-rat)
Lineage: Eukaryota; Metazoa; Chordata; Mammalia; Rodentia; Bathyergidae
Source: RefSeq, a predicted model, not a curated record